GUCAAAAUAAUAAGUAAAAUCUCGGUCUUUGAAAGCAGAGUUUACAGUAAACGGUGAACAUUCUUAUUUGAUCUAAACUACCGAAAGUCGAAAAUGUUGAUUAUUUGUUGGCCUGUAGUACCCCCAGAAUUUACAGGCCGCAAUAUUUAAUUUUACAUUAUGUAAGACCAACCUUUAAUCUCACCAUACAAAUAAUAUUACAUUCAUGGCAAGUCUAACUUUUGAAUUUUAGGGGUUUUAUUUCAACAAUUUUUCAGGAACUUGGAAAUCUCUAUUUUAGUCUGUCAUGAAUGAUGUCAUUUCUAUAUUUAGAAAACAUAUUUGAAAAAUUUGUAGAUAUAUUUUUACUUAAGACAUAUAAAGCUACUAUUGUGUGGAAGGAUUUAGUUUUACCAUUAUUUUUGUUUGAUGUAGAGAGCUUUCAAAAUCAGUAAAAAUCCACUAUUGAGAAACAGUAAAAAUCAUAAUUUUAGCCCUCAACUUGACCCCCCUGGAACUUUGCCAAAAUGCAGUUAGACUGAAAACAAGAUGCACUUUGAAGCAACCCUUAUAAAGGCAAUCUCAAAUACCAAGUUUGAGAGAAAUCUAUUUCUUGAUCCAAAGAGGUCAUGAGGUUCUUACAGAGACUGCCUCUUAAUUACCCCCUGCGAUAUCGAUUUAAAAAUAAUAAUGUUAACGAUUAGCUUAUAAGUAUUCUGAAUUUUUACACUAAAAUGUGUCACUAAUCAAUACUUAUCGUUGAUGGAAAUAUACUUAGGGGUCGUUCAGACUGGGUGCCCGGCACUAGUGCCCGGGCACCGGGCACGGUAAAACAGGAUGUUCAGACUGGUUCCCAAAGCCUAGUAUAAUAUUUGGCGGGAAAUAGUUUCUUUUGUGCGCGAAAAACCGUAAGGCAUAAAAAUGUGCAUGCAAUGUGUUUUUCUCUCACAAUUUUGUGUUUUUUUCUGGAUUCAUAUUCUUGUUAAAUUAUUAUUAUGGAUCUGAGAGGUCACCUGGUGUACAACAAGAAUGUUUAAAUCAACUGAUGAUGAUGUGCGUUGCACAUAACAACAAUAUAUUCAGGUUGAUUGCAAUGAGAAAUUCAUACGAAAGGACAGUAUGGUCAUUUUCAAGGAUACAGGGAAUUGUAGAGAAUGAAUACAGGCAUUUUAACGACAGAAAGUGGCUUGAAAGUUAUAGAGUUCCCAAGACAAUCUUCUCUCAACUUUGUACCUUUUUCAACAGUUUAUGUGGUAAAACCACGCAAAUGCGAAAACCUGUACCUGUACAAGUCAUCACUGCAAUGGUUUUAAAAAGACUAGGUAAAGGUUUAGACUAUCGAGAGAUUGGCGAUAAGUUCGGAGUUGGUGCAUCAACUGCCAAUGAAAAAGUAAACGAUGCUAUGCUAUUUCUUAUAAAAAAUAAACUACACACAAUCAGUCGACUUCAAGAGCGUAGGAAUUUGGCUGCAAUUAUUGGUGGCUUUCUAGAGAAAUGGAAUUUACCACAAUGUUUGGGUGCUAUUGAUGGCACACACAUUCCAAUUAAAGCACCAGAACAUUGUCAUACUGAUUAUUUUAAUAGAAAGUGCUUUCACUCAAUAAUAGUGCAAGCUGUGUGUGAUAGUGAGUGUCGUUUCACUGAUGUUUUUGCUGGAUGGCCAGGGAGGGCACAUGAUGCAAGAGUAUUCAAUGUAUCAAAAAUUGGUGGAAUGGUAACAAACGGAACGUUGGUACCAGAAGAACAAGAAUUGUCAAAAAUCAUUAAUGGGAAAGUAAUAGAACCAUUUCUUAUUGGUGACCCAGCCUAUCCCCUCUCUAAACACCUUAUGAAGGACUAUCCAGGUUCUAAUCUAUCACCUGAAAAAGAGUAUUUUAACUACAGAUUAAACAGGGCACGUAUCCAAAUUGAAAGAGCUUUCGGAAAACUAAAAGGCAGAUGGAGAUGCCUUUUUAAACAAUUAGAGUGCACUCUAGAAAAUGCUGCCCACCAUGUAAUUGCUUCAUGCAUAUUACACACAAUAUAUGUGAGGAGGGAGAUGCUGAAUAUUUGGAAGAAUGGGACAUUGUCACUGGUAAUGAGUUAGAGGGAAAUUUCCCAUUCCUGAAUCAAGACGAACAGACAAUAGCAGGACAAGAAGCAGAGGAAACACGGCGAUUACUCACUGAAUAUGUUUCACACAAUUAGCAACUGAUUUACAAAACAAACCUAACUUUGUCACCAUUACUGACAUGUAAUCAAAAACAAUACUACUACUUAAUAAAAACUGUUUUACAAUUUAAAACUGUUUUGAUAACAAUCAAUUGUAAUCAUGUCCUUAAAUAAAAAUAACAUUUCCAUGGUGUACAUGAAGGUAAAGAAACAUUAUCAUAACAACAACAUUGUACAUAUACUUGUUCAUAAAAUACUGUCUUUGAGAUUGUAUGCACUUACUUCAAUCUCAACAAAUUUAAGAUACUAUAACAAAAUAGUUAAUAUAAAAGUUUUUUACUAGUGGGUACAGUAAUUGCUAAUUUAGUUGUUAUUUUUUUCUGAACAUGAAACUGUAUCAUGUGAAGCUCCAAGUGUUUCACUAUGAUUUAUCCCAAAGAAUGCAGGUGGUUGAAAUGGUUGUUGUGAAUGUGGGAAAUACUGAUGAGGAUUAUUUUGAUGCAUUUGGGAUAUCCCAAUCAUGGUUUGAGAUAACAUACUGAACAUCUGACCAAAGAAUUCCCUGUCUUCCUUCCUUUCUUUCUCUCUCGCCUCUGGUGACACAAUGCUACUUGCAAUCAAAUUGGUUAUGUUUCCCAUCUGUUCAUUUGACUUUUCGAUUACAUCAGAAAGACGUGCUUUCUUGCUGCGAGAUGCUCUUACAAGUUUUUUCUCUCGUUUUUGUGGGUUACUAGCACUGUCAGAUUGCUCGUCUUCUGACAUAUCUAAUGCUGCAUCAACAUCACACUGCUCUACUUGCUGUGUUCCACUUUCAAACAACUGUUCUUCAGGAGGAUUAUUCACUGGUCGAGGACCUGUUAUUAAUUAUAAACAAAAGAACUUUUUUGGUCAUUGGUGCAUAAAAUGCUUUGUCUGUCGGAAAGAAAUUAAUUUAAUAUUUAGUGAUCAUCAAUGGAAACAUUGUCAAUGAAUUACGACAUGUGAAAACCAAGCUUUGUGCCAUUUCUGAGAAUUUGACUUUAAAAUGUUUACUCUGAAUUUGUGCUUUAUUAACUACUUUAAUUAAACGAUCUAUACAAACUGUGCCAAACUUUACACAAUACAUCACAAACUCUAGAUUGGUUGUGAAAUUUUCAAAUUUUACUGAACUUUCAAAUUGAUUGACCCAACCUUUUCUGGGAAGAAAUUAUUUCGCUAAAUUCAGAAUGAUAUUUCGUCAAAAAUUUUUUCUUCAAGAUUGGUUUAGAAACAAACUUGGAGUAGGGUUAGGUUAAGGUUAGGUCAAGGAUUUGGAUUAGGGUUUAUAUAGGGUUAGAGUUUGUGUUUGGAAUAGGGUUAGUGUUAGUAAAACCGUUGCUUUCUUACGUUUUGUCACUCUGAGGCCAGCGAAAUAACCUCUUUCCCUUUUCUGUCCUAAAGUUAUCAUGCAAACAUGUAGAAAAUGAGCAGCAUUUGGCAUUAAAUUUAUUUAAGUUUUAUUUGAACAAUUAUUCAUCAAUCCUAUCCAAUUGCUCCCAAACUUUUAAAGCAGUUUUUUCUACACUUGAUAGAGCACUCGAAAAGUACGGCCUCUCAGAUCCAGACUGUUUCAUACGAUCUUUUAACUUGCUGUAACCACUUCUCAAUUUCUUAAUUUUCGUUUCUAUUUGGGACGUUGUUCUGUCGAUAUUUGAGUGCUCUUUUAGUAUCCUGCUAAUUUCAUCGUAAACAACCUUGUUAGUUGCCAUUCCAUCGAUAGCUUCUUGAAUUAUUUGUUCUCCAUACGCAUCCAAUAAUGAUUUUGUUUCUGCUUCUGUCCAUCUGCUCCCUGAACCAGCCGCCAUGUUGUUCAUGUUGGGCACGGUGCCGUUGUUGAGUACUACCCCUGGAGGUAGUGCCCGUUUUCGGGCACCGUGCCCGAAUUCUUUUGCGAGUAUCGCGAUCACACUGGUGCUCAAACAAGUGCCGUACCCGGGCACUAGUGCCGGGCACUCAGUCUGAACGACCCCUAAGGUACAUAGCAUACAUCAGCAAAAAUAAAUAGUUUAUACCUUUAGUAGAAGCACUUGAAAUCCAGCUUUAAAAUCAACUGACAUUAACGGCGACGCGGCGGAGGAGGGAAAAGGAGACAAGGUUGGCGACAUCCAUUGGCCAAGCUGCACGUAUCAUCAUAAACAAACCCGUCUAACUCAACAAUACGGAAAGCUUAUAAAACAGCUGAUAAAACAGCUAUUUUGCUUUCCAACAAUGUAGUCCUUUCAAAAUUUGAAAGUUUCCCUUUGCAGAAAUUUCACUUAAAACCACGGCAUCCACACAAAAUUUACGAUGUGACUACGCGCAAGGUAAACAAGGUUCAUGAACGGUAAAUUUUAAAUUUAAAUCUCGCGCCUAAUUGGAUAAUCAAGUGACGUCUAGUAAAGUCAAUUACGCUUAUCCAAUUAGGCGCGAGAUUUAAAUUUAAAAUUUACCGUUCGUGAACCUUGUUUACCUUGCGCCUAGUCACAUCGUAAAUUUUGUGUGGAGGCAGUGGUUUGAAGUGAAAUUUCUGCAAAGGGAAACUUUCAAAUUUUGAAAGGACUACAUUGUUGGAAAGCAAAAUAGCUGUUUUAGCAGCUGUUGUAGAAUUUUCGGCUAAGCUUUCCGUAUUGUUGAGUUAGACGGGUUUGUUUAUGAUGAUACAUGCAGCUUGGCCAAUGGAUGUUGCCAACCUUGUCUCCUUUCCCCUCCUCCGCCGUGUCGCCGUUAAUGUCAGUUGAUUUUAAAGCUGGAUUUCAAGUGCUUCUACUAAAGGUAUAAACUAUUUAUUUUUGCUGAUGUAUGCUAUGUACCUAAGUAUAUUUCCAUCAACGAUAAGUAUUGAUUAGUGACACAUUUUAGUGUAAAUAUUCAGAAUACUUAUAAGCUAAUCGUUAACAUUAUUAUUUUGAAAUCGAUAUCGCAGGGGGUAAUUAAGUAUGCCAAGCAUUUAAAUUUAAAUCGCACAGUGUGUUUGGGCUACCUAUGCUUUAACAUUUGUUUCCACUUCUUGCUUAAAUGGGUGAUCAACCAUUAAAACUCUGUUAGUGCUAACCUCUACUGGCUUACUAUUGAUGGUACUGGUUGAUCUUUCAAAAGGUGAGUAGUACAUUUCACUGUUGCAAGUCAAAUUGCAUAAACACAUACUCUCACAUGAACACAAACACUUGCAGCUUUUAGCACACACAUCACAGCACAAAUGUGUAUCAAGCAAUGAUUGCUCAUUUUGGUCUGUACUUAAUACACUCCUAUUCAAGAACAGUUUCAUCAGUAAUGACCUCCUGCAAAUUUCAGUAUUAUUUAGGUAGUUCUUCAUUGCCUUUUCAAUAUUCUUACUUUUUGUACACCCUGAAUACUUAAGCAGUACAGCAUGACUCAUGAUUUCAUUACUUCGACCAACACGACCAUAUUCUUGAAUAUAAUCAUCAAUUGUACUGGAUGGUCGUAAAUGUAUUGCAAGAUAAGCGCCCUGUACAUCCACACCCAUACCAAAAGCUAUUGUACAAAAUACUACACAUACUGUACCAUCAACCUUGCUGAAUUCCCCUCAACAACAUUUUUAACUGAAUGGUGUGUUUUCCUGUGGUACAUUGCGAACAAUCUAGUUCGAUCAUCCUUUGGCUCUUGUCCAGUGGGCAAAACAUAACUUUCAGACCCAAGUGCUUCAUGAAAUACCUCAUAUAGGUCUCUUACGUGAGUUUUUUCAACAAAGUACCAAUACCUUUUGUGUAUUUUCCUUUUUCGUUUUCAGCUCAUCAAUAAGCCAAUGAAAUGAGUUUAACAGAUUAUCAGGGUUGACUGUUGCAACAGAGAACUUAAUGUUCUGCUUGUUUGGAAUUGUCGCUAGUUGAACACAAUCCUUCAUUGCCAACUCCUUCAUAAUUAAACUCCUCGUAGAUUGUGUUGCUGUUGCGGUCAGAACAAUAAAAGGUGUAUUCCUUUUCAAUAUUGAUCUUAAUUCAGCAAGACGCGAAUAGUCUUUUCGGAAUGCAUCCUCUAGUUCAGAUCCAUAACCCCUAAUUAGAUAUGUAAGGAUAAAAUUUUAGUUGCAAAAUUUACUAAAACAACUACUUUGUAAAGUUAAACUACACUUUUCUGAUGUUAUUAUGAGAUCAUUUAAGAUUAAAAUUAUCACCUCUUAAAUGCUGACUUCCUUUCAGUUAUUUUAUUUUAAUUAUGUAGUACAGAGUAUUGUGUCAUUUUCACUUUAUGCAAGCCAAGGCAAUAUUUUUCAUCUAAAUCUCCUUUUACUGUAAGUCUGUGUCACAAAAAAUAUAAUAGUUUUGUUUUGUGGGAAAAUGCAAUGUUGGCAAAGCUUGCGAUUUUGAAUCUUGAUGAGUCCAAUACUUAUCACUUAUUUACUGAGACUGAGAGAAACAGUGUGUUUUGUGGGCCCUGAGACCGCCAUUGUGGAGGGGUCACAAAACAUGCUGUUUUCCCGAGGUCUCAGUAAAUAAGUGUUCUCACACACCGCUGAGGGAUGCUGCACACUCAAGCCUGACCUUUAACAAAAAUAUCUCAUACUUACAAACAAGGAUCGCAACAAAUAUCAACCAGGCUCUUCCUGCCAAUAGGGUGGGUGGGUUGGACACAGGUCAGGCUACCACGAGGCAAGCAAAAAAGUGAUUCCAGUGACCUGGACUCCACCUUUGACCCUGUCCCCCAGCAGUGUGUGAGAAAACAUUUUCUGCCUCUUUCGUUCCUCAGCCGGCAGAAAAUAACACUUUGAUUAUAUAGCAAAUGUCAAAGUCUCAAUAAUUCACCUGGUAUUCAGAAUCUGUAAUAAAACUGUCCGGCAGACAUGCAGAAACUCCUGAAAGAACCUUGCUUUGAACUUGCUGGUUGAUGCGAGCCGCUCACACCUCACUUCCGGUUUUAUUAUUGACCGGUCAAUAAUUGUUCGAGAUUGGACCGGUUGCCUCCUUGCCAAAGCAUGCAGUGAACAUGACGUGUUGUGGACCGGCACGUGAUACGGUUUUCUCCAAUGGGCAAACAGGAAAAUUGAACUUUGACACUUGCUAUAUAAUAUCAUUUGCACUAAUGAACAUGCUAGUUGCUUAUCAUUAUGCUUGGCUAUAAAAAAUCUAGAAUAACCCACAAAUUUGGGUUAGGUUUAAUACUAGGGACUGCAGUGAUGUGGAUCAGGAAACAAAGUGCAGGCACUGCAGGGUAUUCUAUAAUUCAUAGAAAGCUUUGCUAAACAAAUUCCAGACCAAAUAAAGAUGUUGUCUUUCCACAAAACAAAACAAAUAUAUCGUAAUGUAAUCAGAAAGCUGGAGGGAAUUUGUGCAGUAGGCUGGAGAUAAGAUAUGAUUCACUAUUAAGAUAUCAGAUAUGGUUUACAGUAUAUGAAUGCACUGGGAAUUGUAAAUUGCUUGUAAAAAUACAAUAAUUAUUAUAAUCGACUAACCAUUUGAUAAUGCAAUGUCCUUCAUCGACAACAGUAGUUUAAAUAGUCACGAAAACAGUAGUUUAAAUAGUAUAAAUUUGUGCCGCCAUUUUGUUUAUUUAUGUACGUAGCCG
Messenger RNA from Paramuricea clavata, 7647 nucleotides. The record is from the annotation of a GenBank genome assembly. NCBI's taxonomy places the organism in Eukaryota, Metazoa, Cnidaria, Anthozoa, Malacalcyonacea, Plexauridae.